Geosmithia morbida is the source of this 600-nucleotide messenger RNA. Its product is annotated as ZnF C2H2. The transcript has 2 exons. Lineage: Eukaryota; Fungi; Ascomycota; Sordariomycetes; Hypocreales; Bionectriaceae. The record is from RefSeq and is a predicted model, not a curated record. Bases 1 to 600 code for a protein of 199 amino acids.
AUGACUUUCAUCACAUAUGACGACUAUGAAUCCCAUUACAACAAGUUCCACUCGAACCGCUGCCUCGAAUGUCGGAGAAAUUUCCCCUCGCAGCACCUCCUCGGCGUCCACAUCGAGGAGUGUCAUGACCCUCUGAUAGUCGUUAGGAGGGACAAAGGCGAGCACACAUACUCCUGCUUUGUCGAAGGUUGUGAGCGCAAAUGCUUGACGCACCAGAAGCGCCGCAUGCACAUGAUUGACAAGCACAUGUACCCGAAAAACUACUUUUUCGCAAUCACAAAGGAAGGCAUUGACGGGAGACGCUCGCUGCUGACUGACAGUGGCCACCGCAGGCGGAAGUCAUCCAUUUCCAACCAUGGAAAGGAAACACGUCGGGAAAGCCCUAAGGGGUCAGAACAGCAGCCUCUUGAGGACGGCACUGCAAAGACGGCCAGUCUGGGGCAGCAGAAGCAGAAGAAGGAGCAGGGAGGCCACACCAAGGGCAAUGACUCAAAGGCGGACACGGAGAUGGAUGACUUAGCAGGGGCCAUGUCCUCCCUUCAAUUCGUUCCACAGAGCGUACGAUUCGGUCGUGGACGUGCAGGAUUCUCUAGGAAAUGA